Molecule: messenger RNA, 1024 nt
Organism: Spizellomyces punctatus DAOM BR117
Lineage: Eukaryota; Fungi; Chytridiomycota; Chytridiomycetes; Spizellomycetales; Spizellomycetaceae
Exons: 3
Coding region: 59-961 (300 amino acids)
Biological process (GO): maturation of LSU-rRNA; maturation of 5.8S rRNA
Cellular component (GO): nucleolus; preribosome, large subunit precursor
Source: RefSeq, a predicted model, not a curated record
GUGAAUUGGGGGGAGGGUGUCAUUUUCAUUUUGCUGUUGGUUGGGACCAUUGAAGAUCAUGCAGUGCGACGAACUUAUUUGGAAGACGAUUGCCUUUGAGUUUUGUUCCUUCAAAGUCAAGACACCAACCCAAAACUUUUGCCGCAACGAAAACAAUGUAACGGGCCUCUGCAACCGACAGUCGUGCCCACUGGCCAACAGCCGGUACGCAACGAUCCGCGAACACAAUGGGAUUCUCUAUCUGUACAUUAAGACAAUAGAGCGCGCCCACACACCGGCCAAACAAUGGGAAAAAAUCCGGUUGUCGAAAUCUUACACGGAAGCAUUGGCCCAAAUCGAUAAAGAACUCGUACAUUGGCCGUCAUUUACGAUCCACAAAUGUAAACAACGUCUAACAAAAAUAACGCAAUACCUAAUCCGAAUGCGUAAACUGGUGCUCAAACCACGAGCCAAACUGAUUGGAAUCAAUAAAAAGAUUGAGCGGCGGGAAACACGAAAGGAAGCCAAAGCGGAAGCGGCAGCACGAUUGGAAACUGCUAUUGAAAAAGAGUUGUUGGAGCGGUUGCGUAAGGGGGUUUAUGGGGAUAUUGUGAAUGAGCGUCAGACGGCUUUUGUGGGUGCUUUGGAUCGGUUGGCUGAGGAAGGGGAGGUUGAGGUGGAUGAAGAGGAGGAGCAAAUUGAUGAAGAAUUGGAAGAAGAAGAAGAAGAAGAAGAGUUGGAUAGAGAGUUUGUGAGUGAUGUUAGUGAUGAUGAAUGGGAUUUGGAGGAUGGAGUUGAGGGAGCCGGGUACGAGUCUGAUGAUGGAUCUGAAUCGUCGUCGUCGUCGUCAACAACAAGAGAAGAAGCGGGUUCACGGGGCAAGAAGCGAAAAGCGUCCUCGACGCGACCGGAUCGAAAACGCCCCCAUAUGGAGAUUGAAUACGAGACGGAACCGCCUGCACAGCAAACUGUUUCUUGGUAAUACCUGUAUAUUUUUAUUAUAUAAUCGUGUGUUGUGUGUUGCAUGUGUGCAUAUGAAUGUGUG